Messenger RNA from Leptonychotes weddellii (Weddell seal), 2168 nucleotides. Lineage: Eukaryota; Metazoa; Chordata; Mammalia; Carnivora; Phocidae. The record is from RefSeq and is a predicted model, not a curated record.
UUUUUUUGUCUUAAUUCAAAUUUACACUUUCUCCAAAAUUUCAGAUUGCCUUUGGAUACAGGCUUCAACCUGUUCCCUCCAGAACCGUGCCGGAGAUCUGUUAUUUUGAAGAGAUGGCAAGUUAACACUCACCGGUCUCUGCCUUAUAACUGAAACGUUUGCAACCCCCGCUCUGAGCAGGUGUGCUGAGUUGCAGUUACCCUGUGAUGUUUGUGCCCAAGCUGAAGAUCCCUAUCAACGAGUAAAAUAUGAAUGUGAGCAGAAGCAGUGAUGGCCUUCUUCUUCUUCCUCUUUUUUAAACAAACCAGCGUUUCUGCCUCAGAGUGAAUGUUGUGCCCUUUGCAGGGGUCCCCUGGGAGUUUAAUGCACUUGACCCAAAGACCCGGCUCUGACAUCAUGUCUCAAGCUCCUCUUCUGGAUUUGCUCUGAGCCCGAGGCACAUUCUUUUACCUUUCUUCAAAUGAUAGCAAAUCUUUGUCCUUUCCGGGUGGAUGUGAUUUUGGGAGACAGCCCUUUGGAGCUUCAUCCAGUGAAUAAGGUGACUUCGAGGCAGCUGUUCUGUGGGUGAGCAUUUGAGAGCCAUUAAUCUAGAACUCUUCUAACGGGGCACCAAGCACCAAGAUGUUCCCAAAGCAGCUGGGAUCCAUUAGAACCUGAAGCUGCUGUCUGUGUCUUCCCCACCUCAGUGGAGCCGAAGGCAACAGAGAGCUGUUUGAGAGCGAGCAUUCAACCCAUCAGUUGAAGACUGGCUUUUGGAGGUUUCCAAUGUAGAUCGUGUGUCUCCCUCGGAUGGACUGGGAGAAUUGCUGCCUGGGGCCCUGAGAACACAACCUUCUCCGGGUUUCAUUCCUUGCGGUGAAUGGCCUUGGCCUCAGCAGCCCACUGAGGGCCCCUUCACUUGGGAUUCUGAACCUGUAACUAGGACUCCAGGCUGGGAAGAUGCUGAGUUCCAUCAAGUGUGUGUUGGUGGGAGAUUCAGCUGUGGGGAAGACCUCUCUGCUGGUGCGCUUCACUUCAGAGACCUUCCCUGAGGCCUACAAGCCCACGGUGUAUGAGAACACAGGUGUGGACGUCUUCAUGGAUGGCAUCCAGAUCAGCCUGGGCCUCUGGGACACAGCAGGUAAUGACGCCUUCCGAAGUAUCCGCCCCCUGUCCUACCAGCAGGCCGACGUGGUGCUGAUGUGUUACUCUGUGGCCAACCAUAACUCUUUCCUGAACCUGAAGAACAAGUGGAUUGCCGAAAUCAGGAGCAACUUGCCCUGCACCCCCGUGCUGGUGGUGGCCACCCAGACGGACCAGCGGGAGAUGGGAACCCACAGGGCCUCCUGCAUCAGUGCCAUGGAAGGGAAAAAACUGGCCCAGGAAGUGAGAGCAAAGGGCUAUCUGGAGUGCUCGGCCCUCAGCAACAGGGGGGUUCAGCAGGUGUUCGAGUGUGCUGUCCGGACUGCUGUCAACCAAGCCAGGAGACGCAACAGAAGGAGGUUCUUCUCCAUUAACGAGUGCAAGAUUUUCUAGCCUCCCAGAGACUCCGCCCACACUCCUUUGCUCCCCGCAAAGACUCACGGGGACAGGGAGAGCAGGCAAGCCAGCAAGGACUGGUGCUCUUUCUAGGAAUGUCCGUCACAGCACUUGCCUUAGGAUACCAUCGCUGAUGAGGCUGGCCACUGGCUGUUUUUAUGAAAUACACUCUACAUAUGAAAAGCUCUUGCCCAGUCCGAUUAGAAGGUUCUAUAAUGAAGAUUUCCUUCUUUGAUUAAAAAAAAACAAAGUAGUCUCCAUCAUUUUGGACAAUGAAGUGAGUUUUUCCAAGAAUUCCAUAUUUAAAGACAGGUUUUAUUUAAAUGAUAACACAAUGUCUAGCUCUUGUAAUAUAAUUAGUUUUUACAUUUGGAAAGUCUUUCCCUACAUGGUCCCAAACACAAACUGCUGUAUGAGUGACAUAACCCUCUGGGGGCUCUGCCAAAGCCUUGUAGUGUUUUCCCCCAUGUAGUGAUUUUGUGGAGACCACUUGCCCGCUAGAUAUUCCUAGGUAAUCAAAUUUUAAAAUGACCAUGGCCGGAUCCUUGCAAUUACUUUUCCAUCCACCUGUUAUUCAGAGUUGUAUAUAAAAUACAGUUCAAUAACAUAAGAUUCUUUAAUGCUGCCUAAUUAAAAAUUUAAAUUUUAAA